AUGAUCAAGAACGAUAACCACGUCCGAACCUCAGUUAAAUGGAGGUGAAGUUAAACGGAGUUUUUUGUGCAUUUUUUCUUAAUAACUAUAUAGUAAACACACUUUUGAGGUAUUUUUUGAAUAGUUGUUUUUAUUUUUUUAAGUGACAUUAUACUAAUGCUAUCAGGGCCAAGCAGACAUAAUUAACAGCGGUAAAAUAGAGGAGGGACCACGUUUAACAUAAAAAUGAACAUCUGCCCUUCGUUGGACCUUUUGGCCUUGCUGGUCAAUGAAUUUGAUUAGAGUCUUACGUUGAAAUUAUAAAUAACUUAAUAGACGACAAAUUAUAAGAAGUUUUGUUAUUUAGUCACCCUAGUAAGGUUUUAUCACUCGCUUUUUUUAAAAAUGGUAGAACCUCAGCUUUCAAAAAUUUUAAUUUUUUUAAAUUUGGACGCGGUUUGUCAGAACAAUCAGUUAUUUAAUUCUUCUUCUACUACCCCCCAAAACCUAAAAUUUAAUGCAUAUAAUAACCAAAUCCCUAAACAAACUGUUACCUCAAAAAAGCUUAAAUUUCAUUUUUUAAAUAAACCGCUACCUUUUUUGAUUGAGGUCAGCAAACUCACUGAAUGCAAUAAAUCCCCACGGAGUUGUUUGUAACGGUUUUCAAAACCCCGCCUCCGGCUGUAAAGUUUUGUAUUCCGCGAUUAGGUUUUUUCGAAUUUUCAGUCUCGAUUCGCCUCAAAAACGGUUUUUUGCGCUAUUUUUCCCGCCAUUAUCAGUUAUAACUUUAAAAAAGUAUUUUUUAUCUUAAACUUUGAAAUAAGUUUUGUUGUUUCCUUAUCAGUUCUCAUGAAAUGUUUUGUCAUUUUCAGCCAGGAUGCUCUUCAAUAUAAACAGGUUCCACUUCUUGGUGCUGGUAACUUGGCAGUUUUCCAUAUUUUUCGCGUCUCAACAGAUUUUUCCAAUUUUUUCGAGUUAUGUACCAAAAUGGCGUUGCAACGACACCCAGAGUUACGGCAAAAACUGUGAAGUAUUUGAGGAGUGCAAAAGUAGUGUUCAAUUUGAAUACGAAUACUUUCACUCGGCCGCUUUAGAGUUUGACUGGAUUUGUGGAAGUAAAGCGUAUUUGAGGUCGUUUUUCAGUCAAGUUCAAUUCUUUGGGGUAUUGAUUGGUACGGUAGUGUAUGGAUCACUGUCGGAUUGGUUAGGACGAAAGCCAGUUGCAGUAACGGCUUUGUCAUUGGGAAUUGUUUUUUCAAUUCUUUCUGGUAAGUUUUUUGGGCUUUACAGAUUAUUUGUUCGUACAGUACACUUUGCUACUUUUUCUACAAUACUGUAACAUAUACUCGGAGUCUUAGAAUAAUAUUGUAAAAUUUUUCGUUAAGGAGUAGCACCAACAUGGGAACUAUUACUGGGCACGCGUUUCUUUAUUGGCCUAUCAAUUGGAGGCACUUUGGUAGUCGUAUGCACGUUUGUAAUGGAAAUGUUACUUCCUCAGCAACGUAUGGCGUUGCGAGCCUUCUUUAAUUGGGUACGUUUUUGCUUUACACUAAAAACGAUGUGAAUAACAAAACUUAUACAACCAAAAAAAAUUAAAAAAGUAAAAUACUGCUUAUAAUAAUCGAAGGUUUUUCAUAGUUCUAGCUAUAAUAAUUGUGAUGCUAUUUAUAAGAAUCGUAUUUUCUGUUACAGGGCACAGCUCGACUGAUGGUGACAUUGAUUUGUUGGUGGUUCCCAAACUGGCGUAGUGCUAGCAUAGCAUGUGCUGUCACUGCACUGCCUGCAUUGUUAAUUGUGAUAUUUGUAUUUCCGGAAAGCCCAACAUGGCUUCAUAAUAAAGGAAGGAUCGAAAAAAUGAAGCAAAGCGAACGAAAAAUCGCCCGAGUUGCCGGAAAAAAACAUGUCGAAACAGACAUUCAGCCUGUAGUACACAAGAAGAGCAUUAUGUAAGUGUAGUAAACCUUACUUUAAGACAUUGUUUUAGAAUAGCGAUAUAUUAAAUUACAUAUUAUAUUUAAGCAUUGUAGAACUAGUUAAAACUAUUUUGAUAUCUGCACUACAUUGAAAAUAAUAUAAAGCUUGCAGCGAAUUGUUUAAAGACAUCAAUUUGUUCAAAAGAGUUGUCGUACUAUGGGCAAUGUGGUUUACCGCCGCUAUUUGUGGUUAUGCUAUUGAUCUGAAUAGUUCAGAUAUCAGUGGACAUUUGUUCUGGAAUCAAAUUCUGUUCUCUUGUCUUAUCGCCGCUUCCAAAAUUGUAAGUUGUGAUACAAUUUCGCGUACAAUAUGCUUGGUUAGAAGUAAACAUUUAUUCUUUUUAUUUAGGCAUUAGUCGUAUUUGACUCGUCAUUCCCAAAGUUUAGCAGAAGGAACCUUCAUCAAGGUGCUCAGCUUAUCGUAUGUAUAUGCUUCCUUAUUUUGACGGUCUUGGUAAUUGUUUCGCCACAUGUAAGUUUUUAAUAUUACAUAUUAUGUAAAAAAGUAUAACAAUGAAUAAUAUUUUUUUGUUAAAAUGUUUUAAAAUUUCAAAUUGUUUAAAAAACUUAAUUUUAGAGCAUUUUCAUUUUGAUAAUCAACCUUAUUGGAACCAUGUUCCUUGAGUACACGUGGGAUGCUUGCUAUCUUUGUGGCGUCGAAUCGAUGCCUACAAACAUGCGUGCUACAACUAUGGGAUCGUGUUCUUUUAUGGCCCGUAUUGGUGCCAUUUUGGCACCAACGUUGGCUUUCUUAAACUCAUUCUGGGCGCCAAGUGCAUAUCUUACAGUAUGCUCGCUGGGGUUAAUUAAUUUGAUUAUCAGCUAUUUGUGGCUGGUCGAGACGAAAGGAGUCGUUUUGGACAAGGUCAACUUGGAUAUGACUGGAACGGAGAUUAAGGAAGAUCCUGAAAAUGUGGAAAUGCUUUCGAAAGACGAAAAACAAUGA
Molecule: messenger RNA, 2898 nt
Organism: Bursaphelenchus okinawaensis
Lineage: Eukaryota; Metazoa; Nematoda; Chromadorea; Rhabditida; Aphelenchoididae
Source: the annotation of a GenBank genome assembly